AUGUCAAUAAGUGAAUACGCAAACCUUAUUCCCGCAUCUAUCAAAGAUGAUAUUGCCGCUUGGAUUAAAGAAGAUAUACCAUCCUUUGAUUAUGGGGGAUAUGUUGUUGGAGAAACUCCAGAAGUUGCGAUAUUAUAUGGAAAAUCACCUUGGUUUUUGAAAGAAGGAGAUUAUUUUGAGCCAAUAAAAGAAAUUGCUAAAGUUCAGGGAAAAGCUUGUAAUAUCCUCAGGGGUGAACGAAUUGCUCUCAAUAUCAUUGCACGUUAUCUUAAAAGGGAACAUAACUUCAAAGGCGUAAUUGCGGGAACACGAAAAACGACACCAGGUUUUCGUCUUGUUGAAAAAUAUGGGAUGCUUGUCGGGGGAGCUGAUACUCAUCGUAUGAAUCUCUCUUCUAUGGUAAUGUUAAAGGACAAUCAUAUCUGGAGUCAAGGGUCAAUAACAAAGGCAAUUGAACGUGCUAGAAAUGUUGGUGGGUUUUCACUAAAGAUAGAGGUUGAAUGUCGUACUGAGGCAGAAGCCGAUGAAGCAAUUCGAGCUGGAGCAGAUGUGAUUAUGCUUGAUAACUUUAAAGGCGAAAACUUAAGAACAUGUGCCAAAUCGUUGAAACAGAAAUGGACAAAUAAAAAAUUUUUACUAGAAUCUAGUGGUGGAAUUACAGAUGAAAAUAUUACCGAAUUUUUUUGCCCCG
Dentiscutata heterogama is the source of this 691-nucleotide messenger RNA. The record is from the annotation of a GenBank genome assembly. NCBI's taxonomy places the organism in Eukaryota, Fungi, Glomeromycota, Glomeromycetes, Diversisporales, Gigasporaceae.